Messenger RNA from Uloborus diversus, 1687 nucleotides. Its product is annotated as G-protein coupled receptor moody-like. The coding region runs from base 1 to 1179 and encodes 392 amino acids. The transcript is spliced from 3 exons. Gene Ontology annotation, cellular component: membrane. Gene Ontology annotation, molecular function: G protein-coupled receptor activity. Lineage: Eukaryota; Metazoa; Arthropoda; Arachnida; Araneae; Uloboridae. Gene Ontology annotation, biological process: G protein-coupled receptor signaling pathway. The record is from RefSeq and is a predicted model, not a curated record.
AUGAUUGUAUGUUUCUUGAGUUCCACUGUGAACACCAGUUUCUCUUCCAGGUGCUUUCCAGACUUGAAGAUGGCUUUCGCACACGGAGACUGGCCUUCGAUCGACCCGAUCACCACCUUGCCGAGCAUCCUAGAACGAAAAGGGCUACUGUAUUUCUCGGCUUUUUGCGUCAUCGUGAUAAUCAUCGUGGGACUCACCGGCAACGCGUUAACAAUCAUCGCCCUGGUGCGUUGCCCACGCGUCCGUAGUGCGACAGCUGCCUUCAUCAUCAGCUUAAGCGUGGCGGAUUUCAUCUUCUGCUGCAUCAACCUCCCCUUCUCGGCCUCCAGGUUCAUCAAUCACAGAUGGGUUCACGGUGACACAUUGUGCGUCCUCUUCCCUUUCCUCAGAUACGUUAAUGUGGGACUUUCCUUGCUUUCAAUUACAGCCAUUGCCAUCAAUCGUUAUAUCCUCAUCGUGCAUCCUUCACUUUAUGCAAAGGUGUACAGAAAACGUUACAUUGCUGCCAUGGUAGUAUUCAUCUGGUGCUUCGCAACAGCGAUGAUUCUUCCUACACUAUUGGGCAAAUGGGGCCGCUUCGGCUAUGACCCAGCCAUCCUCAACUGUUCCAUCCUAGAAACAGACGGCCAGUCUUCGAAGACAUUUCUCUUCGUCUUUGGAUUCGUAGUGCCUUGUCUUGCUAUUGCGAUAUGUUAUGCUCGAAUAUUUUGGGUGGUUCGUAGAAGUCGUACUCGUGUCCAAAAGCAUUCCUCUACAGAGACUAGUGCUCAGAGGAAGGACAGGGAAGCUAAACGAAGAAAGGAAGAAUGGCGGGUCACUAGGAUGGUGCUGAUCAUCUUCUGCUCCUUCCUGCUUUGCUACUUACCAAUAACUAUAGUAAAAGUUUCCGAUCAAGACGUACAGAGACCAGAACUGCACAUCGUGGGUUACCUGCUGAUUUAUUUGAGUGCUUGCAUCAAUCCCGUUAUAUAUGGAAUUACUAACAAGCAAUAUCGCCAAGCAUAUAAAACUGUUCUCCUGUGCAGAAGGCCACGUGCUCUUAGUUUCAGUGGUGGCAGCCCGCCCCAACAACAGCAUGACGAUUCAACUGGUGUGCGUACUACUAUCUCUCUCGUCACCUCUAUGCCUAGUAUGUCUGUAGGACCGGAUUCAGUGUUCGUCGAAGAGAAAAGUGUUUAGUUUAUAUCAGGAGUAGAACAGUUCCUGAGGAUGCUGGAUUUCACAAUGUGGAAUCCUUUUUUUUUUUACAAAUUGGAUCUUCAUAUUUCAUAAGGCUGGGAAUGGAAUUCCAUUGAACUGCAAUUCGAAAAGGCAGAGUAUAUUGCCUUUCGACUUCUUUAGAAGCUUUCCUGAUGCGAAAAAAAAGACAUUUUUUAAUGGAAUCUAUGGGUUUUCAUUUGUUGACGUUUUAGAAACUUCAUAUAAGAAUCCGAGUAAUGUGGAAAGAUAUUUUUUACAACUUCAGUCACGAAACACGACUGUUUUUUCCAUUUCAUAAGAGACUGAGAGGUUCAUAAAAAACUGAGAUGAAUCUUCUGCGUUUAUCGGUUUGACUUAUUUCAGUUCGUAUACUGAAUAGUUUCCUAUCAUUCAAGGGAAUAGUUUUCUUGGAUAAAUUGGAACUUCCACUGCAAUAAACAUUAUUUAUAAAAUUUCAGAUCUGAUUUUAGGUUAAAAAAAGGUUGAC